GGGAGGAUUGUAACCUUACACCUUUCCUCGAAGUGAAGGGUGGAAUGCGACCGGAUGAUAAGAAGGACGAGAUUUAUAAACGGAAUCAAUGAAUCAUCGUACACGGUGUUGUAGACGGUGCCGAAGACAUCCAAGGAGUAUCUGCUAAGCGAAUAAGCUGCUUCCGGCUCGAUAAGUUACCAGUGAAUCGAUGAGGAUACUCUGCAAUUGGUCGACCAAACGUUGAUACAUUUGCAUAGACUGCUGCAGUCUGUUUUCUACGACGAGCGAAACGUCAGCGGGCGCUGGAGUAUCGAGCAGGCCGACGACUGUAUCGGCCAUGCAGGAGGAGCUGCUUAUAGAAAAACAGAGCGCUAAUAAAGCAUCCCCCUUGUCGCCCGGCGGUGGUACCGAUUCCGCGGUGAAGGGCGGAGGCGGGGUGCCCCAGGAGGGCGGCAUAAAGUCGAAGGAUCAGCAGGAUCAGGACCGGGACGUCGUGUCGAUAUCCUCGAUGUCCUCCUUGGCAGGCAUGAGCUCGAUAACCUCGAUGACGGUGUCGGCGUCGGAUAAGGAGGGCGGUCCUCAGCCCUCGCCGUUCCCCGGGGACCCGGUCAGGGUGCCGAGCCUCUGGGCCGACGACGUCAGCCUCCACGCUCUUCCGGUCAACGGAUCCCUCGCGGCAUUUCAAAAUUUCCCAACGGGAGGACCGGCCGGUUUAUUCGCGAACACGGGGAGCGGUUCGGCAGGUAACGCCGGCUCCUCGAGGCGGGCCAUUACGGCCAGUCACAACUUCCCCCAGCAAGCUGGUGCCGCGGGUGCAGGUGGCAUAAGUGGUGCUAGUGCAGGUAGUGCUGGUGUUGGUGGUGCUGGUGGUGCAGGUUCGACUAGCGGCGUACCGGGUAACGUCGUUUCGAGACACGGUGUCUUGGCGGUUUCCUCACCGCCCCAACAACAACAACAACAACAACAACAACAACAACAGUCGCAGUCCCAGGUACAGAAUCAGCAGUCCCAAGCUCAGCAGCAGCAGCAGCAGCAGCAGCAACAACAACAACAACAAUCCCAACCCCAACCUCAGCAGCAAUCUCAGCCCCAACAGCAACAACAACAACAACAACAGCACCAACAACAAGCAGCGGUAUCGAAUCAUCCCGGUGUCUACGUUCAGGGGAAAGGCUACGCCGCGUGGUCCGGCGGCUCUCAGUCCACCGUUGGGCCUCAGCAAUGGGGUGGAGGAGGCGGCGGCGGGGGUGGUGGACCACAGGGGACCGGCAGUCCUGCCCUUCAGUCACCCUGGAGCCGCGGAAGGUCCGUUCCUAACCUUCCGCCGCUGCACUCCUCGCUCCACGUGGCUGCUGCCGCGGCCGCUGCCGCUGCGAGCCUUCAGGGCAGGAAACCGAGCCCUACCUUCUCGGGUCACCCGGGGCAUCCUGGACACCCGGGACAUCCGGGUCAUCCGGGGCAUCCUGGACAUCCCGGACACCCUGGGCACACCGGACCUACUGGUAUUAGUCCGGUCAAGUUCAGGAGGAGCACUUCUUAUCCGGGGAAGACGAGCUUGUAUCCACAACCAGCCGCGCCCACCUUCGAAGUUACUGGUGCUGAUGAAAGGGAUCUUCUUCAGAUGCCACCUUAUCAGCAGGACCGAAUGACGGCGAACGGGAAUUCUCCCCUGGACAGCAUGCGGACCCUGGAGCAUUACCUUAGCGACAUAAUGCGCGCAGGAGCAGCCGACACCCCCGAUCAUCUCAAGGGAUUUAUAAACUGCAACGCAAACACGCUACAGUCCCUCGCUCAACUUCAUGGCAAGUCGCCGUUUUUCCCAAGCCUCGAAGAACAGAGCGGCACUCUCCUCGAGGAUCCGACAGCUGCUGGUCAACUCGACGGCGGCGUCGGCGUCGGCGUCGGGGUGAACGUCGGUGUCGGGGGUGGAAUGACUGCCCCCCAGGUAGCUCCCCUCUCGUCACCGAGUCGCAGCAGCCCUCACAGCCAGGGAAGCGAAACCGGCGAACGAUUCUCGCGGAAGGUCUUCGUCGGCGGUCUGCCGCCGGACAUCGACGAAGAUGAAAUCACAGCCAGCUUCCGUCGUUUCGGACCACUUGUCGUUGACUGGCCACACAAGGCGGAAAGCAAGUCGUAUUUUCCUCCCAAGGGUUACGCCUUUCUGCUCUUCCAGGACGAAUCCUCCGUGCAGCAGCUGAUCGACGCGUGUAUCCAGGACGACGACAAGCUCUACCUUUGCGUAAGCUCGCCAACGAUCAAGGACAAGCCGGUUCAGAUACGGCCUUGGCGUUUGAGCGACGCCGACUUCGUCCUGGACGCCUCGAUGCCGCUCGACCCCAGGAAGACUGUCUUCGUCGGAGGCGUCCCGCGGCCCCUUAAGGCUGUCGAACUCGCGAUGAUCAUGGAUCGGCUUUAUGGGGGCGUCUGCUACGCCGGAAUCGACACCGACCCCGAGCUCAAGUACCCGAAGGGUGCCGGGAGGGUCGCCUUCAGCAAUCAACAGAGCUACAUCGCCGCAAUAUCCGCGCGAUUCGUCCAGCUGCAGCACGGCGAUAUCGACAAAAGGGUUGAAGUCAAGCCGUACGUUCUGGAUGAUCAGAUGUGCGACGAGUGUCAGGGUCAGCGAUGCGGAGGAAAAUUCGCCCCGUUCUUCUGCGCCAACGUAACGUGUCUCCAGUAUUACUGCGAGCAUUGUUGGGCAACGAUUCACUCCCGCCCUGGACGGGAGUUCCACAAGCCGUUGGUGAAGGAGGGUGCCGACAGACCACGAGCGGUACCGUUCCGCUGGUGUUAACCCCAACUACGUUAAGAAUAGUCGCCCCGCGGCUAAUAAUCUCGCGGCACUAGCUAAUUAAAACUACAAACACCAUAUACACCCACACAGACAUACACACAUACACCAUACAUUACCUUAUCAGAACCAAAAAAACGGGGGAAAGCCAACAACCGCAACCGCAAUCGCAAUCGCAAUCGCAAUUAUUAUUACUACGACCAUCAUGGUCAGGUUCGACAAUUACCGUACUACGCGCUAUAAACGUUGCGAGAACUGCAAACGCGGUUGUUACGAGAGUGAAAUAGAAGAGAGGAAAACCACGGAACGGAAGGAAAAGAAAAAAGGGAAGAAAAUUCGCACCGCUAUAUGGACAGCACAUGGACAGUCGACGAGAUCGUCGUCGUUCGUCGCAGAGAGGCUCGUCGAAUCGAAUUAUAGGAAGACGAAUUUAAACCGGAAAGAAGAAACAGUUGUCGAGACACGCCGAUAUUUUUCCGAACGUGUCUUCGUCCGAUUCUUUUUCGGUAAUUAAUUAUGCAUACCCUUACGAAUAUUUAAAAUGUAGAAAGAAAAUUCUACGGAGGUGAGUGAUAGAAAUUGACGGAGGAGAA
Diprion similis is the source of this 3366-nucleotide messenger RNA. RefSeq names its product cytoplasmic polyadenylation element-binding protein 2-like (gene orb2). The record is from RefSeq and is a predicted model, not a curated record. The transcript is spliced from 9 exons. NCBI's taxonomy places the organism in Eukaryota, Metazoa, Arthropoda, Insecta, Hymenoptera, Diprionidae. Bases 320 to 2776 code for a protein of 818 amino acids. Gene Ontology annotation, cellular component: neuron projection; cytoplasm; synapse. Gene Ontology annotation, biological process: negative regulation of cytoplasmic translation. Gene Ontology annotation, molecular function: mRNA 3'-UTR binding; translation factor activity, RNA binding; mRNA regulatory element binding translation repressor activity.